GAGCCGCCCAGGUGUUGCUGUGAAGGGCUCCAGGCCCCAGGCAGAGACGGGAGGCUGGGGCAUGGAAUCAGGUGCAGGUCCCAGCCGCACCAGCAUGGGCAGUCUCUCCUACCGAGAGGACCUCGAGGAGGAGAAGAACACAGCAUUCACCUGGGAGGUAAAAGCCAACAGCAGGGCCCACAACAGCCAGUUCAAGAAGAAGAGCUUCCUGUGCUGGCAGAGGCAGAAGUAUAAGAGCAAUGUCAUCUACACUGCCAAGUACAACGUCUUCUCCUUCUUGCCCUUGAACCUGUGUGAGCAGUUCUGCCGCAUCUCCAACCUCUACUUCCUUUUUAUCAUCAUUCUCCAGGGUUUCCCCGAGAUCUCCACGCUGCCCUGGUUCAGUCUCUUUGCCCCGCUCAUGGGCCUCCUCAUCAUCCGGGCCACCCGAGACCUGGUGGAUGACAUCGGGCGACACAGAAGUGACAGGAUCGUCAACAACAGGCCGUGCCAGAUCCUGGUGGGGAAGAGCUUCCUGUGGAAGAAAUGGGCGAACCUGCAUGUGGGAGACCUGGUGUGUCUGCACAGAGACAACAUCGUCCCGGCCGACCUGCUCUUGCUGGCCAGCACGGAGCCCAGCAGUCUGUGCUACGUGGAGACCGCAGACAUUGAUGGGGAGACCAACUUGAAGUUCAGGCAGGCCCCGCUGGUCACCCACCUCGAGCUGACCAAUAUAAGGAACAUGGCUUCCUUCCAAGGCAAGGUGGUGUGUGAGGAGCCCAACAGCCGGAUGCACCAUUUUGUGGGGUGCUUGGAGUGGGGCGGCAGGAAGCACCCCCUGGACAGCGGCAACGUGCUUCUGCGCGGCUGCAGGGUCCGGAACACGGACACCUGCUACGGGAUGGUCAUCUAUGCUGGUUUCGACACCAAGAUCAUGAAGAACUGCGGCAAGAUCCAUCUGAAGAGAACCAAGAUAGACCAUCUGAUGAACAGGCUGGUGAUGCUGAUCUUCGUGUCCCUGGUGCUGAUCUCCCUGGCACUGAGCUUCGGCUUCUGGUUCAAGGUGAAGGAGUUCAAGGCCAAGCACCACUACGUGCCCUCCGAGGACCUGCACAGCGUGGCCACCGAGACCUUCCUCAUCUUCUGGGGCUUCCUCAUCCUGCUGAGCGUCAUGGUGCCCAUGGCCAUGUUCAUCAUGGUCGAAUUCAUCUACCUGGGGAACAGCAUGUUCAUCAACUGGGAUGUGCACAUGUACUCUGCGCCGCAGGACGAGCCCGCCAAGGCGCGCAGCACUAGCCUCAACGACCAGCUGGGCCAGGUGGAGUACAUCUUCUCAGACAAGACCGGCACCCUCACCCAGAACGUCAUGACCUUCAAGAAAUGCUGCAUUGGGGGUGUCAUCUACGGCCCGGAUGAAGAGGAGGAGACCCCACGUAAGGAGAACCCCUACCUCUGGAACAAAUUUGCCGAUGGGAAGUUUCUUUACCGAAACGCGAAGCUCAUGUGCGCUGUUCGGGACAAUGAGGACAAGAUGGUGCGGGAGUUUUGGCGCCUGCUGGCCAUCUGCCACACCGUGAUGGUGCAGGAGAAGGACAACCAGCUGGUGUACCAGGCCGCAUCCCCCGAUGAGGAGGCGCUGGUCACGGCGGCCCGGAAUUUCGGCUACGUGUUCCUGGCGCGCACACAGGACAGCAUCACGGUGAUGGAGCUGGGGGAGGAACGGGUGUACCAGGUCUUGGCCAUGAUGGACUUCAACAGCAUACGCAAGCGCAUGUCAGUGCUGGUCCGCAACCCCGAGGGCUCCAUCUACCUCUACACCAAGGGCGCUGACGUGGUCAUCUUUGAACGCUUGCGCAAGAAAGGCAUGAAAGAGUGGACCACAGAGGAGGCCUUGGCUUCCUUUGCUGAGCAGACCCUGCGGACCCUGUGCCUGGCCUACAAGGAGGUGGACGAGGAUGUGUAUCAGGAGUGGUGUCAGCGGCACCAGGAGGCCGGCAUCCUGCUGCAGAACCGGGCCCACGCCCUGCACCAGGUGUACGAGGAGAUGGAGCAGGGCCUCCAGCUGCUGGGAGUCACGGCCAUUGAGGACAGACUCCAGGACGGCGUCUGCGACACGAUCAAGUGUCUCAAGCAGGGGAGUAUCAAAGUGUGGGUACUCACAGGGGAUAAGCAAGAGACAGCGGUGGGGGGCGGAAUUGCGUGCCGAGACGAACCAUGAGACAUGCUCAUCUUUGAGAAACAAACUGUCGUUCGCAUCCUGGAAGCCUACUGGGAGAUCAACAACAACGUGCGGGGUGGCAAGGGCCGUCGGAAGAAGCGGUUCCUGCCACAGGUCAAGAUGGCCAUGGUCAUUAGCGGGGAGUUCCUGGACCAGCUGCUGCUGUCCCUGCGCAAGGAGCCCCGAGCGCUGGUCCACAAGGUGAACAGGGACGCGGACGAGUCCUGGCAGGAGCCCGACGAGCGGAGGACGGACUUCCUGCGGGCGCGGCGCAUAUCUCUGCUGUGGCGGACCCUCGGCAUCCAGCUGAGGGGCACGGGCUUGGCGCCGCAGGUCACCGACUCCAACACCAGCGAGAGCCCCGACGUGCGGCGGGAGCAGGCCUUCGUGGAGCUGGCCUCCCAGUGCCAAGCGGUCAUCUGCUGCCGGGUGACGCCCAAGCAGAAGGCCUUGAUCGUGGCGCUGGUCAAGAAAUACCAGCGCGUGGUGACCCUGGCCAUCGGGGACGGCGCCAACGACAUCAACAUGAUCAAGACUGCGGACAUCGGCGUGGGGCUGGCGGGUCAGGAGGGCAUGCAGGCGGUGCAGAACAGCGACUACGUGCUGGCCCAGUUCUGCUUCCUGAAGCGGCUGCUACUGGUGCACGGGCGCUGGGCCUACAUGCGGGUCUGCAAGUUCCUGCGGUACUUCAUCUACAAGACGGUGGCCUGCAUGAUGGUCCAGAUCUGGUUCGCCUUGUACAGCGGCUUCUCCGCCCAGGUGUGCUUUCCAUAACCUCCGCCGCGCCGCGGCCACUCCCUUCUCAGGGAUAUUUGGCAAACUGGAGCUCUGAAGUGAGGGCAGGACAGAUGGGCCGAUGUCCAUCCUUCUAGUGGGCAAGAGGGGAGAGCUAGGAGCCCACAGAAGGGAAGAGUGUGGGGGCUGGGUCCCUGACUCAGGGACUCUAGGCAGUAUCAUGGCGAAGAUGAGAGGUGCUCUCUUGAGCUUUAGAAGGGUCCCAGGCACUGAUUUUUCCCUGCGGAAGGAAAUCGUCUGCGAAGAGCCAGCUGUGAGAGGGAGUGAGCUCCCUGUCACUGAAACCCAGGGGUUUGAGGGGGAGCUUUACAGAGGCACCCUAGAUAAAUAUAUAUUGUUUGUUCAUUUUACUUUUUAUUUAUAGAUAUUUUUCAGAUGUUUCUGUAAGUGGAAUUGUUUUCUUAAUUUGCUUUGGGGAUUGUUCCUUGCUGGUGUAUAGAAACACGAGUGAGUUUUUGAUUUCCGGUCUGUGCCCUGUAACUUU
Leptonychotes weddellii (Weddell seal) is the source of this 3476-nucleotide messenger RNA. The record is from RefSeq and is a predicted model, not a curated record. Lineage: Eukaryota; Metazoa; Chordata; Mammalia; Carnivora; Phocidae.